Medicago truncatula (barrel medic) is the source of this 3513-nucleotide messenger RNA. Its product is annotated as WD repeat-containing protein 44. Gene Ontology annotation, molecular function: protein binding. The record is from RefSeq and is a predicted model, not a curated record. NCBI's taxonomy places the organism in Eukaryota, Viridiplantae, Streptophyta, Magnoliopsida, Fabales, Fabaceae. The coding region runs from base 314 to 2422 and encodes 702 amino acids. The transcript has 8 exons.
ACCAACGGAUUUUCCUCCUCAAUCUCUCUCUCUCUCUCUCUUCCUUUUCACUACAGUACUUUUACACACGCACCCAUAUAUAUAUACACUUACAUACACAUGUCCACUUUGUAUCAUCGUUUUAGCUCAUUGUUCUUCCCAUUUUUGCUUCCUCUUCUUUCCUCAUCAACAACACUAUCAUCCUAAUUUUCAAACACACACUCUUCUUGUGAUCAUCGACAUUUGUUUAUGAUCUGGGUGGCUUCGUUUGAAGAGAUAAAAAUUGGAUUUUGACGCAUUCCCAGGAUUUCAUGGGUUGAACUGAAACAAUCAUAUGGGUAGUUUCAGUGGAGAAGAAGAUUGUCGGUUUUUUGAUGCUGAAGAGGAUGUUCUGUCUAUUAGGGAUGUAAAUUCCGAUGAUGAUGAUAAAGGGGUGUCUGUGUCUGUUGAUUUUGAUUAUGAAGUGUGGAUUCGGAGUCCAAAGAGUGUGAGAGAGCGUAGGAGGAGGUUUAUGAAGAGCAUGGGAAUGAGUGUAGAUGAAAUUGUAGUUGAAAAUUCGUUAGAUUUUGAGAAGGAAGAUAUUAUGGAAAUAGGAAAAGACAGUAAUGGUUCUGUAGAGGAAUUCAGUUCAUGUCGGUUGUCAUUGUCUUGUUGCUCUAGUGUGAGUUCUUCGGAGGAAUUUGGUUUAGUGGAUAUUAAUAACUUGCCAUUUCAAGAUGGAAAUUUAGAGAAAAGAAUGAGGGCUAAUGAGAAGAUGAGUGAUUGUUCAGAUCAAUUGGUAGUUGCUAAGGAAUCUGAGGAUUUUGUGAAUGUCUCUGGAGUGUCUCAUUUUCAAGGAUUGGUAGAUAGGGAGUUUGAGGAUACAAAUGGUGUUGUGGUUACUAGAACGAUAAAUAGGGCAAGAAGGGGUUGGUUGAGAAGAUUGAGAUCGAUGACGUGCGUGGUUGAUAAUGAUAGAAAAGAAGGGAGUUAUGCAGUCUCAGGGUGUAGGCUUCAGAAAGUAAAGGUCCGUCAAUGUAGGAAGAAAAUGAAGGAACUUUCAUCACUUUACUUGAGGCAAGAUAUUCAAGCGCACGAAGGUGCAAUUUUGACCAUGAAAUUUAGUCCUGAUGGGCAGUAUCUGGCCACAGGUGGUGAAGACGGGGUUGUUCGGGUGUGGCAAGUGGUUGAGGAGGAUAGAUGUAAUGAAAUUCACAUUCCAGAAAUUGACCCCUCAAGCAUUUACUUUACAGUGAAUAAUCUCUCUCAAUUGACACCAUUGUUUAUGGAUAAGGAAAAACUUGGUCAACUGAAGAGCAUGAGAAAGACUGCAGAUUCAGCUUGUGUUGUUUUCCCGCCUAAGAUCUUCCGGUUGUUGGAAAAACCAUUGCAUGAGUUCCGUGGGCAUAGAAGUGAAGUUUUGGAUCUCUCUUGGUCAAAGAAGAAUUAUCUUCUUUCAUCAUCAACUGACAAAACUGUCCGACUAUGGCAAGUGAAUCGUGACCAUUGCUUGGAAGUGUUUUCACACAGUAAUUAUGUGACAUGCAUACAAUUCAAUCCUGUUGAUGAAGAUUAUUUCAUUAGCGGAUCCAUAGACGGAAAGGUGCGCAUCUGGACGAUUCCCGAUUCUCAGGUUGUUGAUUGGACUGAUGUCAGAGACAUAGUGACUGCAGUAUGUUAUCGACCGGAUGGGCAGGGAGGAAUUGUUGGAUCUUUAGAAGGAAAUUGUUGGUUUUAUAAAAUAUCAGAUAACCAAUUGCAGUUGGAUUCCCAACUAUGCUUAAUUGGUAAAAAGAAACUUCCUGGCAGAGGGAUAACUGGCUUUCAGUUUCUUCCUCAAGAUUCCAACAAAGUUAUGGUUACCUGUGCUGAUUCACAAGUCAGAAUCCUUGAUGGGCUUAAUGUGAUUUGUAAAUACAAAAGCCUUAACACAGGGAGUCCAAUGUGUGCAUCAUUUACCUCAGACGGGAAACAUAUUUUAUCAGCAUGCGAGGACUCUAAUGUAUAUCUAUGGAACGUUAAUCAGGAAGAGUCUAAUAACCCCAUGAAAUCUAAGAAAGUUAGGUCUUGUGAGCGGUUUUCCUCAAACGCAUCAGUUGCGGUACCUUGGCACGGUUUGAAACCUCAAGUCACCGAAAAUGAACAAUUGAAUGUCUUGGAUAAAAAGUCACCACAAGUUGUUAUGCAAUUACACCCCAACCCACCUGCUUCUUUCUCUCUGAGCCAAGAUUUUUUCUUAGAGUCUUUUCCAAAGGGAUCUGCAACAUGGCCCGAGGAGAAGCUUCCUGUUUCGGGCUCCAAGACCAAAAAAACAUCAUUGCUGCGAAAGUCCGAAUACAAAUUCUUGAAAUCUUCGUGCAAGAGUACCAACAGCGCUCAUGCGUGGGGUAUGGUCAUUGUGACUGCAGGCUGGGAUGGGAAGAUAAAAACAUUCCAAAAUUACGGGCUACCUGUACCAGUUUGAAAUGAUGUGUGACUUUUCCUAAGUUGGAAAAAAUAGAAUCAAGAUUCAUUGCUUUGUUGGACAUGUUGUCCUUUAGAAAAUUACAUGCUACAAAGUUUUUGGAAAUAGACUCUCUAUUGUAACUGCAAGAUGCAGUUAAAGAUCUCAGCCAUCCAAUUCCAAAUCAAUCGCAGGAUCGUUUGAAAUUAAUUUACUGACUAUGCAAUCUGAACCGUUCGAUCUCAAAUCAAUGACCGAAAUUGAUUACCGCAUGAUAUUUGAAGUGCAGGAAAUCCUGGUCCAAAGUUUAUGGAGGCUUGAGAAUGAUGUUAAAUUUGGCAGCAUAAGGUAACAAGCAAUUUGAGGUCAAAACCAUGUGCAAGAAAAUCAGAUUAUUGAGGUCAAUGACAAGUGGUGACACUGUUCUUGUUGUAAUGUAAUGCAAAUAGCCAAGUUUUAGCUUGUCUUGAUCUUCAAGUCUUAAUUGGGUUUUGGUCCACAAGAAUCUACUGGCCCCUAAAAGAGAUGCAAAGUCAUGUGUUAAAAAAACUUGGAAGGGUCCCUAAAAGAGAGGAUUUUGAUAUGUUGUGGGACCAUGGGACCUUUGAAAACCCUUUUGGUUGCUAAGGUGAAAGGUGGAGAUUUCAAAAGUUGGUGGCUCAAGUUCACUCUUGAUCAAUCAAAAUGCUAAGGGUGAAUAUCUUUGUCUGCCAAUUGUGCCAUCCAUGUGAUCUUGUGGCCAUUUGUACAAAAGGGUUAACUUGGAAAUGUGUGGUAGUUGUUUUUGCUGGAAUAAGUGCUUUAGCUGCUGCAAUGAGAGUAAACAAACAGUACGAACAAGCAAUGUGAUUAUGAUCGGUUUUAGUGGCUCGAAGUCUUUGUUUGGCAACUGUUGUAGUGCUGACAAAUAUCAUCAUUAUUACUAACAAAAAUAUUCUGUACAUGGUCUCAAUUUUAGGCCAACAACGCCUUUAAUUAGUUGAGGUACAACUAUGUUGGUCUUUCCUCAUUUGAUGUAAAUUUGUAAUUUGCUCGUGUAAGUAAUAGUAAUAUUUUGUUGGUUUGGCUUUUUGGUUGAGGGAAAUAGAAAGUGAACAGAAGUUUAUCAAUGA